CAUGUUCGUCGCAAAGGGCAUUUUGUACGCGCUGCUCGCGACAGUUUUGCUAGCUAAAAAGGAUCGACACAAGAAGCUCCUAUCCAACAAAAAGGGGACCAAAUUGAUCCCGGCGACGGUGAAGGGCCUGCAGUGCUACAACUGCCUGUCGUACGACCACAAGGGCUGCUGGGAUCCGGACCACCCUGACAACUCCAAUGUUACGGUACCUAACAUCGACUGCUACAUACCUGGCAUGGCGUUUCUGUGCCUCGUCAUCACUGCAGAGUCAGCUAAGUUAGUGGAGACCGGCACAGAAAUAGGCCCCGUCCGGGCAAGAACCUGUGUCCCAGCGAAGGACUUCAGCAAGAACGCCGUCUCGCAUUCGAUGUGCAACAAACUGGGCAAAGAGCUAGCAGCCUCGGAGAUAUUUUCUAGAAUCACGGUCACUAAACCACGGUGUUCGUUGUGCAACAAACAUCUAUGCGCUUCUAUUUGUUAGAAUAUGUUAUCACUUCACAAGAGCUGGCACGAAUGGAAUGAAUGAGUGUAUGAAAAUAUGCGACGUCAUAGCGAAUGAUAUUCCGCUUUGUGUGGUAGGGCACAGCACAGCGGAUAUCAUCUUGCUCGAAUCUAGAGCAGAGCCCAACUGGGGUAGUACCUCCG
Leguminivora glycinivorella is the source of this 645-nucleotide messenger RNA. RefSeq lists its product as uncharacterized. The transcript has 4 exons. The coding region runs from base 2 to 481 and encodes 159 amino acids. Lineage: Eukaryota; Metazoa; Arthropoda; Insecta; Lepidoptera; Tortricidae. The record is from RefSeq and is a predicted model, not a curated record.